Acaulospora morrowiae is the source of this 1056-nucleotide messenger RNA. NCBI's taxonomy places the organism in Eukaryota, Fungi, Glomeromycota, Glomeromycetes, Diversisporales, Acaulosporaceae. The record is from the annotation of a GenBank genome assembly.
AUGUACUGGGAUAAGAAAGGAUACAGCUUUCGCAAUUUUCCUCCAGGUGUUUUACCGGGGACCGAUGAAAUUACCGGAAGAAAACUCUUGUAUGAUAAGGAAGAUUUGACGGAGAAUAGGAGUUUGGGACGAAAGAAACGCGACAUUCCGAAUGUUUCAAGUUACUGCUUCAACGAACUUCACAUGUUUUUAAGAAUCAAAUCAUGUGCUUCUCACUUCAAAAAAUCAACCUUCCGAGGAUUCACUUCCACCACUUACCGACUUCACGAAAAAACGUCAAAUCAUGAAGCUGAAACUCAUUUUGGGUUCAAGAGUGUCCCGGAAAGCAUGAAAGAAACCUUGGUUGGACAGGUUUUCUCCAACGUGGCGUCGAAAUACGAUGUUAUGAAUGACGCGAUGAGUCUUGGCAUACAUCGACUGUGGAAAGAUCAUUUCAUCAGAGCUAUGGCUCCUGGCCCCGGUACCAAAUUAUUGGAUGUUGCUGGGGGAACAGGUGACAUCGCCAUGAGAUUCCUUAACUAUUGUAAGGAAAUCCAUGGGGACAACAGUGCUCAGGUGACAUUAUUGGAUAUCAAUCCACACAUGUUGAACGUUGGCAAGAAAAGAUUUUCAAUGACACCGUACGAAAAAACGUCCCAAGUUACUUUUGAAGUGGGAAACGCUGAAGAUCUCUCUUCUAUCCCGUCGAAUUCGUACGAUGCCUACACGAUAUCAUUUGGUAUUCGCAAUUGUACUCGCAUAGAUCGAGUUCUGGAUGAGGCCUACAGAGUUUUAAGGCCUGGGGGAAGGUUUAUGUGCUUAGAAUUUGGAAAUGUACAAAAUCCCGCGAUUGCACCAUUAUACAAGAUGUAUUCAUUUCAAAUUAUCCCGGUCAUCGGACAACUGGUUGCUGCAGAUAGAGACUCAUAUCAAUAUCUUGUAGAAAGUAUUCAACAAUUCCCUUCGCAAGACAGAUUUGCGGAGAUGGUAAAAAACGCAGGGUUUACAGUUGUGGGAGAUGGUUGGGAAAAUUUAACUUUUGGUAUUGCGGCCAUUCACUCUGGAUUUAAGUUGUGA